AUGGGGGGAAUUGGCAAGACCAAACUUGUUCAAAGUGUCUAUGGUGAUAACGUUGUCAUACGUCAUUUCGAGAAAAGACUGUGGGUAUGCAUAUCUCAAAAUUCUAAUCUGAAGCAGAUUUUUGGACAGUUAUUAGAAUCCAUUACCGGAACGAAGAAAGAUAUUUCAAACUUGGAUGUCAUGGUGAAUAGCCUCAAAGAAAACCUUCAAAAUAAGAGAUAUCUGAUAGUUCUUGAGGAGAUGUGGAACAACAAGCACAAUGAGUGGGACGAUAUGCUGAAAACUUUGUUGCCCAUUGGGGCUCAUGGAAGCAAGGUAAUCGUGACAACACGAAGUAAUGAAGUUGCUUUAGUGACAAGGUCUGUAUACAGAUAUAGUUUUAACCGGUUGUCCGACCAAGAAUGUUGGAGGCUCUUCGAGAAAAUUGCUUUUGGGUCUGGAGGAGUAGAGAAGACGGAAAAAUUAAUCAAGAUCGGAAAGAACAUUGCGAAAAAGUGUGGAGGAUUGCCAUUAGCAACAAAGCUUCUUGGGGGUAUGAUGUACUCCAAAAGGGGUGAGAAUGAGUGGCUGUCAGUUGAAAAUAACAACAUAUGGAAUCAUCCCGAAGGCGAAGAAAAGAUUAUAAAGAUACUGAAGCUAAGGUAUGAUCACCUGGAGCCACAUUUAAAACAAUGUUUUGCACACUGUUCUCUAUUCCCGAAAGAUCACAUUUUCAAAAGAAAGAAAGUAAUUCAGCUGUGGAUGGCCGAAGGGUUCCUCCUUAGUCCCAGUAAAGAAAGCGCAGAAAUGGAGAAGAUCGGUAAUGAAUAUUUUAACACUUUGCUGAGAUAUUCAUUCUUCCAAGAUGAGCAGAAAAAUGAGUUGGGAGGUGUCAAGUCGUGUAAGAUGCAUGAUCUUGUGCAUGACCUUGCACAAUCCGUUUCUAGAACUGAAUGCUCGAUGAUAAAUCUUAACAAGAUACCAGAAGUGGAAAUUAACAGUCUUCGGCGUGUAAGUUUGUUCUUUGAAGAUGAGUUCUCAUUUGUGGCUAUGGAGUUGUCCAAGGUGAAGAAAUUGCGGACGUUCAUUUCUACUACACCGGAAUUCAUUGAUCAUACUUAUGCCAUGCAGAUUUUCAUGAACUUUAGUCACAUACGUGUUCUGGACAUGAGCUGCAACGCGAUCACCGAGUUACCUCCAUCAAUUGCAAAGUUAAAACACUUACGGGAAAGACAGUGGAUUUCGUAUCGAAGAAUUGAGAGACCUAAAUCUCUUGCUGGUAAAUUACAAAUUCAUAAUUUGGAGAAUGUAAGAGAUGGAAAUGAUGCCCACGGUGCCUGUUUAAAAGACAAACAACAUAUUGUUAGGCUGGACCUAUAUUGGAUCGAAAACGAAACAUGUAAUGAUGCCGUUCGAGAUGAUUUUGACGUGAUAGAAGGCCUCCAACCUCAUCCAAACCUUAGAAUAUUGGGAAUCCACUACUAUGUUGGUUCAAAAUUCCCCACAUGGAUGAUGAGGCCAGAUAAUGUGCUUCCUAAUUUGGUUUUCGUUGUUCUUCUAAAUUGCAGUAAGUGCGAAUAUCUUCCUUCGCUCGGGUCACUUCCUUUUCUUAAGGUUCUCAAAAUAGUAGGACUUGUUGGUGUGCAAACUAUUGGCAGUGAGUUCUACGGUAACAACAAGGGCAAGGCGUCUUCUUUCCCAUCUCUGGAAAAACUCUCUCUAAUUGGUAUGCCAAAUUUGCUAGAAUGGUCAGAUCACAUUUCGUCAUCACCAUCUUCUACUUCUUCAUUUCCUUCAUGUUUUCCUCGCCUAGAGCGGCUGGAGAUCAAGGCGUGCCAUAAAUUAACGGUCAUGCCAAACCGGUUUGCAUCUCUCAAAGUACUGAAGCUUGAACAUUGCAAUGGCGAACCAGUAAGCUCAUUGGUAGAAAGCAAUUUAACAUCCCUGAUGUCCGUGGACAUUGCGUUCUGUAAGGAGCUUGUGUUUCUUCCUCGCGGAUUGCUUAGAGGAAAUAAUAUGCUUCAAAGUCUUGAGGUGUCUAAUUGCGAAAUGUUUCAAGGCUUUAUUCCGGACCAAGAGCUUGAGGAGGAGGAUGACAAGGAGCAAAGGCAUGUACUUAAGAUUUCCACUUCUAGGUUUAUUUGGGCCUAUAGAUUACUUCAUAUACCCAGUAAAAAAGGGCAAGGGGUGUCUAAAUUUGCUGAAACUACCAAUUUACCCUCUAUUAAAUAUUAA
Papaver somniferum (opium poppy) is the source of this 2214-nucleotide messenger RNA. Its product is annotated as putative disease resistance protein RGA3. Gene Ontology annotation, molecular function: protein binding; ADP binding. Gene Ontology annotation, biological process: defense response to other organism. Lineage: Eukaryota; Viridiplantae; Streptophyta; Magnoliopsida; Ranunculales; Papaveraceae. The record is from RefSeq and is a predicted model, not a curated record. The coding region runs from base 1 to 2214 and encodes 737 amino acids. The transcript has 2 exons.